Messenger RNA from Gilbertella persicaria, 554 nucleotides. RefSeq lists its product as uncharacterized. Bases 204 to 497 code for a protein of 97 amino acids. The transcript has a single exon. The record is from RefSeq and is a predicted model, not a curated record. Lineage: Eukaryota; Fungi; Mucoromycota; Mucoromycetes; Mucorales; Choanephoraceae.
UCCCAGUCCUUGCCAUGGUGGUGGUUGUCCCAGUCCUUGCCAUGGUGGUGGUUGUCCCAGUCCUUGCCAUGGUGGUGGUUGUCCCAGUCCUUGUCGUGGUGGUGGUUGUCCCAGUCCUUGUCGUGGUGGUCCUUGUCCCAAUCUUUGCCGUGGUGGUGGUUGUCCCAGUCCUUGUCGUGGUGGUCCUUGUCCCAGUCUUUUUCAUGUUCAUCAUAACCUCGCUUAUGAUGAUUCUUCUUAUUGUAAGAGCAGCUCCAGUUGUGAGAACGGCAGUCACCAGAAUCGUGAGGCUUCCAGCAAGAGACAGAGUCAUAACCAUUCUUGUUACAGUGGUAACCUUUACCAGUCAUGUCAUGAUGGAAUCUAUCGCGGUUCCAAGUACCAUACUUGUUACAAGCCUUGUCAUUGCACUUGUAAACACAACGUCCUUUAUCGCUAUGGGUAUAGUAGCAAGCGUCUUCACUAUAGCCCAAGACCAAGGUAGCAGCAGCAGAUAAAGCCAAAAGUGUAGCAGUAAAUUUAACCAUUGUGGUAAUUGAAUGUCGUUUGAAUGG